This is a messenger RNA of Didymella exigua CBS 183.55, 1449 nucleotides long. RefSeq names its product cation efflux family protein family. NCBI's taxonomy places the organism in Eukaryota, Fungi, Ascomycota, Dothideomycetes, Pleosporales, Didymellaceae. The record is from RefSeq and is a predicted model, not a curated record. Gene Ontology annotation, cellular component: membrane. Gene Ontology annotation, biological process: transmembrane transport; monoatomic cation transport. Gene Ontology annotation, molecular function: monoatomic cation transmembrane transporter activity. The transcript is spliced from 2 exons. The coding region runs from base 1 to 1449 and encodes 482 amino acids.
AUGGCUUCGAAUGGGAUCCCGCUCCCACCGCGGACGCCAACGCCUCCGAUGGACGAUGCGCCGCAACAGCCCCCCGUUGGCCUUGGAUUCGAAGGGGAGCUGUCCGCUGGAGGUCUGGGCUUCGAUCCGAAUGCGCUCUCUCCAAUGUCGGCCACUUUCCCGUCGAAGCAGUUCGCGACUCUGGGCCCCAGCGACUCAGUUUCGCAGCGUGCGACACCGACUUUGUACACGCCAGCGAGCGCAACAUUCCCAUACACUCCCGCCAGCAUAAUGAGUGGGACCGACGUCGAUGCACCAUCCAUGAGCGGCACCGAGAAUGCGCGCAACCCAUUCAACUUCCAGUCCGUCGCCUACCAGCCCGGCCGGCCAAAGCAGAAUGACAUUGGCAGAAGACGAGGACACAAGUACAAGCACAGCAGCGUGUCUCACCAGAUCUUCCUCGAGCCAGCACCUCGCGCGCCUCUCCAACUUCCCGCCUCCCUACCGAUUCCUACCUUCAAAGAAUACCGAUCGUCCAUGUCAAAGGACCAGAAGCUGCGAUUGGCGUGGUGUUUCGGCCAUCUGCUUGUUGCAGGGCUUGUACAAUGGGGCUCACACGAGUCUCUGGCACUGACCGUGCUGUCUCGUCUCAUAUUCUAUGACGCAAUCGGCGCUUUCCUCUGUGUCGCGGUUGAUGUUGGGUCAAACUUUGAGGUCUGGAAGCGCUCCAGCAUCCGUCAUCCGUUCGGGUUCGAGCGACUCGAAGUCAUUGCAGGGUUGGGCAUGUCCGUUGGCCUACUGUUCAUGGGCUUGGAUCUCAUCUCCCAUGGCCUUACUCAUGCUCUGGAGAACUCAGGUGGCCACACUGCGCACCACGCAGAUACGCACGAGCGUGUGUCCCCCGGCAGCAUUGACCUUGCGGCCUUGAGUGGCAUCAUCUCGACGCUUGUUUCAGCUAUCUUGCUGAAGAAUCACGCUCGCAUUGGCAAGGUCAUGAGACUGGGGGCAAUCGCGAAUUUGCCCUCCGUCCUCAGCAACCCCUCUCAUUUCCUCACAUUGUCCUGUUCAGCAUUGUUACUGCUUCUUCCUCUGCUGAGCAUACAGAUGUACGUAUGGCUGGACCGAACCUUGUCGUUUUCUGUCGCUAUCUGCAUGGUCGCACUGGGGUGGAUUCAGGGCUGGACGCUGGGCAAGAUGCUGCUGAUGUCCUGCUCGGGCCCAGGAGUUCUCGAUGUCAUGUACGACAUUGAGACGGACCCAGCCGUGACCACAGUCGAAGAAGCAAAGUUUUGGCAGGUGCAUUACGGACUCUGCCAAGCAAACUUGAAGGUCAGGGUACGCAAUCUCGACGAGAUAGGACGUCUGCGCGACCGCAUCGGCAGCAUGGUACGAAACCGCUUGGGUGCCAGCUAUGGUAGUGGUGGACAGAAAUGGGAGGUCUCCACCCAGAUUACGCUGGAGAAGGACUGA